This is a messenger RNA of Talaromyces marneffei, 777 nucleotides long. RefSeq lists its product as uncharacterized. The transcript has a single exon. The record is from RefSeq and is a predicted model, not a curated record. Gene Ontology annotation, molecular function: oxidoreductase activity. Bases 1 to 777 code for a protein of 258 amino acids. NCBI's taxonomy places the organism in Eukaryota, Fungi, Ascomycota, Eurotiomycetes, Eurotiales, Trichocomaceae.
AUGUCAAUCAUCACCAGCAAACUCACCGGCAAGAACGUUCUGCUGAUCGGCGGAACAUCAGGAAUUGGCUUCGCCGUCGCCCAAAAAGCGCUCCAAGAAGGCGCCCACAUCACCAUCAGCUCAUCAUCCGAAGACAAAAUCGCCAACGCAGUUGAGCGACUACGGGCAAGUUCCCCCGAACACGCAUCUAAUGUGAGGAGUUACGCGGCCGACCUUUCCGUCAAGGACAAAAUUGAGGCAACUGUCGAGGGGCUUCUCCAGUACGCUGCCAAGAACUCUACUAUCGAUCAUGUAGUCUUCACAGCCGGAAAUGUGCCGCCCAUGGCACCACUCGCUGAAUCAAGCUUUGAGCAUGUCGACGCUUUCCUUAAUGUGCGGUUCUAUGCAGCUCUGGCCAUUGGGAAAUAUGCGCCCAAAUACAUUACUCCAGCUAAAACAUCGUCGAUUACGCUCACUUCGGGGACGCAAGCUCGCAAACCUACAUCAUGGCUGCCGCCGAUCAUCACCAAUGUUAUCGAGGGCCUGAUGAAAGGUCUGGCAGUCACCCUGGCGCCUGUCCGCGUCAAUGUUGUAGCGCCCGGGUUUAUUCUUACAGAGCUUUUGGAGAAGCUGCCCACAGAGAUGGCGCAUGCAUCUAUUGAAAAUGCAAAGGCGAAAUCGUUGACCAAGAACAUUGGAUCACCUGACGAUACAUCGGAGGCAUAUUUGUACUUUAUGAAAGAUAGUUUUGUGACUGGCGUCGUGUUGGAUACGAACGGUGGCGUGUUUCUCUCUUGA